Messenger RNA from Colletotrichum acutatum, 999 nucleotides. RefSeq lists its product as uncharacterized. The transcript has 4 exons. The record is from RefSeq and is a predicted model, not a curated record. Bases 1 to 999 code for a protein of 332 amino acids. NCBI's taxonomy places the organism in Eukaryota, Fungi, Ascomycota, Sordariomycetes, Glomerellales, Glomerellaceae.
AUGGUGAAUGUCGUAAUUGCUGGCGGCUUCGGAAACUUUGGUCAAACAGUGACAGAAGUUCUCAAACUCCAGGGAAAACAUCAGGUUUACGUGAUAGGCCGCAAGGCGCCUCAAACUGAUGUUGAUCAAGUUCACUUCAUCGUUGUGGAUUAUGACGAUGCAAAUCAUCUUCAACAUCUUCUAGAGGACAACAAAAUCCACACUGUCAUUUCCUGCUUAAGUCUAACAACCGAUUCCGCCAAGGCAGCUGAGAUGAACUUGAUCAAAGCUGCGAACCAUUCCACCACGACCACACGUUUCAUUACCAGUAACUGGGGAACGCCGAUCACAGACGGAAUCAUUGUAUACAUGCCGUGGGUCAAAUACAAGCUGGCUGCCAUGAAACUGUUGAGGACGACAACUUUGGAGUGGACUUCUUUCACCGUCGGCUACUUCCUCGAUUAUUACGGGAUGCCGCAUGUCAAAACCCACUUACCCCCAUUUUUGGUGGCCGUUGAUGUUGCCAACAAAAUUGCCAGAAUUCCAGGCACAGGAAACGAUGUCAUCACAUUCACCUACACGUAUGACGUAGCCAACGUUGUGGCUACGAUGUUGGAUGCGGACAAGUGGCAGGAGGAGACAAUUGUCGUGGGGGACAAGGCUACUUGGAACGAAUUUCUCCAGCUUGCCGAGAAUGUUCGAGGCUGCAAAUUUGAUGUCGGUUAUGAUUCUGUGGAAAUUCUCGAGGCUUCGCACAUCACAGAACUGCCGUCCCACGUUUCGUCGUACAAUCUUUACCCUCGAACCCUCAUGCAACAUCUGAUGGCCGGACUAGAGCGGGCAAUGGUGGCUGGGAUGCUGGAUCUUCCCGAAGAGCGAGCUUUUACUUCCGGCGUUUCAGACAUUAAGAUGGUUAAGAUCAGAGAUAUGUUGCAGAAAAGCUGGGGAUCAGACAAGUCUUUGAAUUCUUCUGGAGCUUCUGCCCAGAGCGGGAGCGAGGUACUGGGGCUAACGGACUGA